Neoarthrinium moseri is the source of this 1221-nucleotide messenger RNA. RefSeq lists its product as uncharacterized. The record is from RefSeq and is a predicted model, not a curated record. The transcript is spliced from 2 exons. The coding region runs from base 1 to 1221 and encodes 406 amino acids. Lineage: Eukaryota; Fungi; Ascomycota; Sordariomycetes; Amphisphaeriales; Apiosporaceae.
AUGACACCCCAGCACAUCAAGUCAGACUCUCACGGGAGUUCGGAUGCGAACUCUGCCCGGCCACGGAAUCCGCAGAGUCGCAGCAAGGCACUGCCAAAGAGCUCCUCCACAGGAAAAUGCGAGGCUUCCCCAAUUGAGAUUAGUGACAGCGAUGACGAGCCAUGUAUCUCGGUUUAUCCGCCUAGAACAUCAAUAAGAGAGCAGGUAGCGGCCCCUCGCCCUGACCUACGUCAUGCGAAAAGCAGCAGCGGCCUUGUAUCAACCUCAGUGACACCAGCAAAGAGGGAAAGACAGUCUACUACAAGUACUCCGAUUCACAAGCGUCAAAAGAUAUUUACUUCCGACAACGAGACCCCCUGCCCGUCGCCCCAUGGCAGUGGUCGGGUCCGUACUCAGAAUGGAUCUUAUUCCUCCCCAUACAAUUCCAUCUCCGUUCUCUCACCACAGCCAGAGAUCAAAUACAGCAAUGAUGACGAGAUACUACAUCUCAAGAAAUCGUUGUCCCAAGGUUUGCAACGGAAUGCAACCCUGAUAAGCGAACUUGCCGCUACAAAGAAAGCUCUUCAAGAGAAGAAUGACAAGUUGGCGGAUGCGGAUAGGUUGGUCAAGGAGCUUAAGCAGAACCUCGCGACUACAAAGGCUUUUCAUGACACGGAGCAAUCAAUGUUCCGAAAGACCAGAGAAGAGAACACCAAGUUCCAAGAGGAGCUCAAAGACAUGGUCUGCCAGCGCGAGAAAGCUCGCACGUUGAAGGCGGAUCUCGAAGAAGCAAAGGGACUAGUGAUUGCCAAAGAAAAACAGAUCGAGGAAUUUGAGACGGCACAGAGCGCAGAUCGCGUCAAGUUCGAUGAUCUGGGGAGAAAACUUCUCGAGAGCCUCGAUCUCGCGAAAAAGCAUGAAAACCACAACCGAGAGCUCGAAACGCAGCUGGAUCACGCGAAGGACGCCCGAGAAAGCCUGAGGGUGGAGAAAAGCGGCUUGCAACAGGAGGUCGAGCAGCUUAAAAGCCGAGUAUCCCAGCUGGAAGCCGACAACGCCGCCAUGAUGCCAGUUCCAGACGGGGGCAUUUUGGAGGAGCUGCGGAGUGAGUUGGCCAGGAUUGAUAGACAGGAGCAGCAGCAGCUGAAGGCGAUCCAAGAGACGCAAAGCCGGGAGCUGAAGUUGAUCCAAGAGAGGCAACAGAUGAUGAUGGUGAUGGGACCUCCGAGAAUACAAGGCUAA